Messenger RNA from Exophiala aquamarina CBS 119918, 2730 nucleotides. RefSeq names its product ribonucleoside-diphosphate reductase large chain. Gene Ontology annotation, molecular function: ribonucleoside-diphosphate reductase activity, thioredoxin disulfide as acceptor; ATP binding. Bases 1 to 2730 code for a protein of 909 amino acids. Gene Ontology annotation, cellular component: ribonucleoside-diphosphate reductase complex. Gene Ontology annotation, biological process: deoxyribonucleotide biosynthetic process; DNA replication. Lineage: Eukaryota; Fungi; Ascomycota; Eurotiomycetes; Chaetothyriales; Herpotrichiellaceae. The transcript is spliced from 2 exons. The record is from RefSeq and is a predicted model, not a curated record.
AUGUCGUUCCUCAACCUCGAAACUCGACGCUUACAAAAUUUCACAGAUGGACGCAAGGAACGCGUUCAAUUCGACAAGAUCACCGCACGUGUCUCAAGGCUGUGUUAUGGUCUCGAUCCCGAGCAUGUUGACGCCGCAGCCAUCACCCAGAAGGUCAUUUCAGGUGUCUACCAAGGCGUGACCACCAUCGAACUCGACAAUCUGGCCGCAGAGACAGCAGCAUACAUGACAGUCACACAUCCUGACUAUGCCAUUCUUGCAGCACGUAUUGCUGUUUCGAACCUACACAAGCAGACCAAGAAACAAUUUUCCUCGGUCAUUUCAGAUCUUUACUACUAUAUCAACCCCAAGACACAGAAAUCCUCUCCUAUGAUCUCCCAAGAGACUUAUGAAUGUGUUAUGAGACAUGCCGAGGAGCUGAACUCAGCAAUCGUCUACGACCGAGAUUUCAACUACCAAUAUUUUGGUUUCAAGACGUUGGAGAGGUCAUAUCUGCUCAAAAUUGGCAAGCAAAUCGCUGAACGACCACAACACUUGCUCAUGCGUGUUGCGGUUGGCAUCCACGGUGAUGAUGUCGAGAAGGCCAUUGAGACUUACAACCUUAUGUCCCAGAAAUGCUUUACUCACGCUUCCCCAACUCUAUUCAAUGCUGGCACUCCUCAGCCACAGCUCUCGUCUUGCUUCUUGAUUGACAUGAAGUCAGACAGCAUUGACGGAAUCUACGACACUCUCAAGACAUGUGCCAUGAUCUCCAAAACUGCGGGCGGUAUUGGUUUUAAUGCUCAUUGCAUUCGCGCUACCGGCUCUUACAUUGCUGGUACCAAUGGAACCUCAAAUGGCCUCAUUCCCAUGCUUCGUGUCUUCAACAACACAGCACGUUACGUUGACCAAGGUGGCAAUAAGCGUCCUGGUGCCUUUGCUUGUUAUAUCGAGCCAUGGCACGCUGAUGUCUUUGAGUGGCUGAACUUGAGAAAAAAUCAUGGCAAGGAGGAAGUCCGUGCUCGUGAUCUCUUCUAUGCUCUCUGGACCCCCGAUCUCUUCAUGAAACGUGUCGAGAAGAACCAAGACUGGACACUGAUGUGCCCUCAUGAGUGUCCUGGCCUGGCUGACGUUUAUGGCAAGAAAUUUGAGGCUCUCUACGAGCGUUACGAACAGGAAGGCAAGGGUCGUCAAACCGUGAAGGCUCAAAAGCUCUGGUACGCAAUCCUCGAAGCUCAGACCGAGACCGGCACACCAUAUAUGCUCUACAAGGAUGCCUGCAACGAGAAGAGCAACCAAAAGAACCUGGGUACCAUCCGCAGCUCUAACCUCUGCACUGAAAUUGUCGAAUACACUGCUCCAGAUGAGGUAGCCGUCUGCAAUCUUGCUUCACUUGCUCUCCCAACUUUCGUCGACCAGGCCCGUGGUGAGUAUGACUUUGGACGCCUUCAUGAGGUUGUCCAAGUUGUCACUCGCAACUUGAACAAGGUCAUCGAUAUCAACUAUUACCCCGUUCCAGAAGCUAAGAAGAGCAAUUUCCGACACCGACCUGUUGGUCUUGGUGUCCAGGGCCUUGCUGAUGCUUUCCUGGCUCUCAGACUUCCUUUCGAUUCUCCAGAAGCUCGUCAACUCAACAUUCAAAUUUUCGAGACUAUCUACCAUGGUGCGUUGACUGCAUCUUGCCAACUAGCCCAAGAAGAAGGACCAUAUGAGACAUAUGAGGGAAGUCCUGUCUCCCAAGGUAUUCUUCAAUAUGACAUGUGGAACGUUACCCCUUCAGACCUCUGGGACUGGGAUAGCUUGAAGGCCGACAUUGCCAAACAUGGAGUUCGCAACUCUUUACUCGUUGCACCUAUGCCCACUGCAUCUACAUCACAGAUCUUGGGCAACAACGAAUGCUUUGAGCCUUACACAUCCAACAUCUACUCUCGACGUGUAUUGGCUGGAGAAUUCCAAGUUGUUAACCCAUGGUUACUCAAAGACCUGGUUGAUCUUGGCCUGUGGUCUGACAACAUGAAGAAUCGUAUCAUCGCCGAUGGUGGUUCCAUCCAGAAUGUUCCCAACAUUCCAGCAGACAUCAAGGCUCUUUACAAGACCGUCUGGGAAAUCAGUCAACGUACAAUUCUCCAAAUGGCUGCAGACCGUGGUGCAUUCAUUGAUCAGUCGCAAUCCUUGAACAUCCAUCUCAAGGAGCCCACAAUGGGCAAGAUCACAUCCAUGCAUUUUGCAGGAUGGAAGAUGGGUCUCAAGACCGGCAUGUACUACCUACGAACCAUGGCCGCCACCGCACCUAUCCAAUUCACUGUCGACCAGGAACAACUAAAAGUUGCCGACACAAACAUUGCUCGUGAGCGAUCUGCCCCGAAGAAACGCACAUCCGUCGGUUUCGGCCAGAGCUACAGCUCGUCUCCGCGUCCCAUGUACGCCAACAAGACAUCGAGCUUCAACAACGGCGGCUCUGCCACACAGCUCAACGGUAUCCCAACUCCGACAUCGACACCGCCACCAUCAACCGAAGACAAGCAGCUGAUCUCCAAGCUCGCAAAGACCCGUCUCUCCGACGGCAUGAGCUCCGAAGAGCCUAGCCCCAAGGUCCUUCCCACCGAUCCAGUCGGCACGCCUGACGUGGACGAGAGCCUUGAAAGUAGAACAACCAAGAAGAUCCAGGACGAGGACCAGCAGAGCGACUCCGAGGAACGAGAGGGUGAUAUCUACGCCCAGAAGGUUCUAAUGUGUGAGUGCAUGUCCUAA